Rubroshorea leprosula is the source of this 2422-nucleotide messenger RNA. NCBI's taxonomy places the organism in Eukaryota, Viridiplantae, Streptophyta, Magnoliopsida, Malvales, Dipterocarpaceae. The record is from the annotation of a GenBank genome assembly.
CCACAAGAAAAGCAAUCACCAAAUUUUUUUUGUGUUUUUAACAUUUUACCAUACAGAAGGGGACAUGGUUGUAACCUUAUGGAUGUUACUUCCACCCACCAAGAAGAAAGAGAAGGAAGCCAACAGCAACAGCAUUACCAGCUCAAACUUUGUGUGCCACUUGUGAAGCUAAAAGGUGAACAUAAUCCCAACCUAUUAUCUUUAUUUAGUUUCUGGGUUUCCAAAUCUGUUAGGAGACUGUGCUAUAGAAGUCGGUUGGCAAAUGGGGUUUGUUUCAGGAGGUUGGAGUAUUCUGGGAUUGUAGUGAACAACUCUGUUUUUUGUGCUUCACCUGGGUUUUUUGAAGAAGAGAAAGUUGAAAUGGAGGAUUUGAUUGAGAAAAGUGAAGGCUUUGAGGAGAAAAAUGAAGGGUCUGGUGAGAAUGGAGGUCGAAUGGAGACAUUUGCUGCGUUGCUUGAAGAGAAGGGUCGUGAAAGCAGUUCAAGCUCGGAGUUCUUGACUUCUGAGGCAACUGGGCAUGAGGAGGAGCAGAGUCGUAGCAGCUCUGAGGUGUCCAAUUCACCACCUUCAGUGGCUUGGUCUGUCCGGGGGAAAGCUGAGGCACAAGAAUGUAGCAGUCCUAAUUGCAGUGGAAAUGGAAGCAAACCCCUUACAGAUGAUAGGAAAUUAGAGAAACAAAGCUCCACAAUUUCAGAGAUCGAAUUGAUGAAGGAAAGGUUUGCAAAAUUGCUGCUUGGAGAAGAUAUGUCAGGAUGUGGAAAUGGGGUUUGCACAGCCUUGGCCAUUUCAAAUGCUAUUACUAAUCUUUGUGCCACUUUAUUUGGGCAAGUUUGGAGGCUAGAACCUGUGCCUCCAGAGAAGAAAGCAAUGUGGCGAAGAGAGAUGGAAUGGCUUCUUUCUGUUAGUGAUCACAUUGUUGAGCUGAUACCCUCGUGGCAGACAUUUCCUGAUGGAAGCAAGCUAGAGGUCAUGACUUGCAGACCUCGAUCAGAUCUUUACAUCAAUCUCCCGGCAUUACGGAAAUUAGAUAACAUGCUUCUUGAGAUAUUAGAUAGUUUUGUUGAUGCAGAGUUCUGGUAUGUUGAUCAAGGCAUUCUAGCCCCAGAGACAGACGGAUCAUCCUCUUUCCGUAGAACCCUUCAGCGUCAGGAGGAAAAAUGGUGGCUUCCUGUGCCUAGAGUGCCUCCAGGAGGCCUCCAUGAAAAUUCAAGAAAGCAAUUGCAGCAUAAACGUGAUUGCACAAACCAAAUAUUAAAGGCAGCCAUGGCUAUUAACAGCAUUACUCUGGCUGAUAUGGAAGUCCCUGACUCAUAUUUGGAAUCUCUUCCAAAGAAUGCAAGAGCAAGCUUAGGAGAUUUUAUUUAUCGGUACAUUUCAUCAGACCAGUUUUCACCAGAGUGUCUUCUUGAUUGCCUUGAUUUGACCUCUGAGCACCAAGCUAUAGAGAUUGCCAACCGAGUGGAGGCCUCAAUUUAUGUGUGGCAUAAAAGGACCAACUCUAAGCCUAUUAACACAAACAGGACUAGUUCAAAGUCAUCAUGGGACCUGGUGAAAGAGCUCAUGGUUGAUGCAGAAAAGAGAGAAUUGCUUGCAGAUCGAGCGGAAAGUCUCUUGUUUUCCUUGAAGCAGCGAUUCCCUGGUCUCUCUCAGACUGCACUUGAUAUGAGCAAAAUCCAGUACAACAAGGAUGUUGGGAAAUCCAUUUUGGAAAGCUACUCAAGAGUUUUGGAGAGCCUGGCAUUUAACCUUGUGGCACGUAUAGAUGAUCUACUAUAUGUGGACGACCUUACCAAGCAUUCAGAUCCAUUCUCAUCUUUGUCCAGAGUUGGGACACUUGCUCGGAAAAGUGUUUCAAUUCCAUACUCAGUGGCUGUCCCAAGCACCCCUUAUAAAACUGCUUUUGCCACCCCAAGCUUUUCACCUGCACAUCUAGUUAGCCCUGCAAAGGGUGAAAGAUCGCCUUUCAUUGCUAGUGGCAAAAUUCCUAACCGUGGCAUAGGUGCAAAAAAGAUCUUGACAGAUUAUCUUAGUAUUGAUGUUAAAGGGAAAGGCUACGGUAAUUCAAAUGAGGGAACAGAUUCAGUCUCCAGCAUAACUGAAGAUGCAUCACCAUCUCCUGAAUAUGUAAAAGAAGUGGCAAGCCCACCAAAACAAGAAAUGCUGGCGGAGAAUGGGCCAUGAGUUUUGACCCCACGAACCAGUUCUCUGAGAUGUUAGUGCUUAAUAUCUAAAUAUAAGAAACAAGAAGAUGUUCAUUUUGAUAUUCUAAACAUAAUCCUAGAAAAAUGUCUGUAAUGAUAAUGACUUGAGUUUCAUGCUUCCAUUGAUGACACUUAUCGUAUCAAAUGUGUUCCUGGCAGGAUGUAUUGUGAAUAAAACUUAGGAAUAUGAUUGACAUUCUGAAUAGAGUUUUUUUGUCUAC